AUGGCCACCAGCAUGGGAGCAGGACCUCAGCACUCAGCUGCUGUGGAGAGCCAGCAGAUCUUCCUCGGAGAUGAGUGUGCAAUGAAGAUCAGGGUUUCAAAGACACAGAUGAUCAAAUCUUUCCUGAAGGGGGCUGGGGAGAAACCAGGGAUGGAUGGCGACUCCUCCCUGCUGUUCCCAGAGACGUGCAUCCAGGUGACCUGGGGCUUCCUGGAGCCGGCUCCCCACGAGAGAGACGUGGAUUCCCCGGAGCGGCCAGGGGCCCGGUGCUGCCAGGCCGCUGCUCCGCGCCAGGCAGGUGAGGUGGAAGCCAUAGUCUCUGGGUACCGGCCAGUAACUGGAUCCCGCAGACCCAGAUACCGACGCUGCCCCGAAAGCCUCUGCUGGGGAGAAACUGCCCCUGCGGUGAACGCAGACCCUGCUGCAGGGAGAACUCCCACCGCCAUGCAGCUGACACACUACAGGCUCCGGACUCACCAGUGGUGCUUCAUUCUCUUUAAUGUCUUGCUUUUCCACGUACUGCUUUUCGGAGCAGAUUUACUGGAGGAAUACUUUUUGCGGUCGUUACCCCUUUCUUACACUGACGCAAAGACUCUCGAGAUCAGGGAGAGGGCCGGGAAGCUAGAUACGGAUCCCCUAAGGGCCAAUCUCUCUUACACCGUCACCAGUGCAGCAACAUGCUCCGAUCAAGAGAUAUUUUUGCUCGUUCUUGUCUGCAGUAGCCCAGAAAACAGGACAAGGCGCAACGUGAUCAGGCGGACGUGGGGGAACGUGACAGACGCCAGAGGUUAUGCUGUCCUUACUCUGUUUGCUUUAGGAAAGCCAGCUUCAGUAACCACCCAGCUGGAGAUCAGCGAGGAGUCUCAAAAGCACAGAGACAUUAUUGAAGGCAGCUUCAUUGAUUCUCCCGAGACGCAGACACAGAAGAUGUUGAUGAGCGUGGAGUGGACAGUGACUUUCUGUCCCCACGCAAGGUACAUUCUCAAAACAGACGAAGACGUGUUUGUCGGUAUUCCAAGUCUGGCUGGGUACUUGCUUAGCUUAACACAGCUAGAGGACAUUUACAUUGGGAGGGUCGUUCAUCACGGAGUGCCCGACAGAGCCCCUGAAAGCCCUGGCUUUGCUCCCGUCCAUCAAUACUCCCAAGAGUUUUACCCAGAUUACUGCGAUGGGAGCGCUUUCGUCAUCUCCCAGGACGUCGCUCGCAAGGUGUACGUGGCCGCCGAGGGGGUGCCAGUUUCAGUGCCCCCCGAUAUCUUUGUCGGAAUCUGUGCUAAAAAAGCUGGCAUCACGCCCAUUCACAGCUCUCGGUUUUCUGGGGAGAAGCACAUCAGCUACAAUCGAUGCUGCUAUAAAUUCAUUUUCACCUCUUCCAACAUGAAAGAGCACGAGUUAUUUCAAGACUGGAAGGAAACAAGCGAUGGGAAAGAUUGCUCAUUACUGGAAAUGUACUACGGUCUGGUGUCCUGCAAGGUUUUGACCUAUAUUGAUAGGUUCAAACAGUUUAACUUAGAUAGAAUUAAAAAUGAGGUUCUUCAUUUCGCCGAUUAA
Nipponia nippon (crested ibis) is the source of this 1551-nucleotide messenger RNA. The record is from RefSeq and is a predicted model, not a curated record. Lineage: Eukaryota; Metazoa; Chordata; Aves; Pelecaniformes; Threskiornithidae.